AUGAAGGAAUUAGAAGCAUAUUCAAAAAUAGAUAGAUCUCGGCAACAAGACUUCCUAUAUCCACUUCUCUUUCAGGAGUAUAUUUAUGCACUUGCUCAUGAUCAUGGUUUAAAUGGAUCCAUUCUUUAUGAAUCCGUGAAAAAUGUAGGUUAUGAUAAUAAAUCCAGUUCACUGCUUGUGAAACGUUUAAUUGCUCAAAUGUAUCAACAGAAACAUUUUAAUUUGAUGAUUUCGACAAAUGUUGCUAAACAAAAAAAAAUUGUUGCGCACAACCCAAAUGUUUAUUAUCAAAUGAUAUCCGAGGGGCUUUCAGUCAUAGUAGAAAUUCCUUUUUCACUACGAUUAGUAUCUUUUCUAGAAGGAAAGGAUAUAAAAAAAUCUCAUCAUUUACGAUCCAUUCAUUCAAUAUUUCCUUUUUUAGAGGAUAAAUUAUCACAUUUAACUCAUGUGUCAGAUAUACUAAUACCCUACCCUGUCCAUUUGGAAAUCUUGGUUCAAAUCCUACGCUCUUGGAUACAAGAUGUUCCCUCUUUGCAUUUAUUGCGAUUCUUUCUCCAUGAGUAUCGUAAUUGCUAUAGUCUUAUUACUCAAAAUAAAGCAAUUUCCUUUUUUUCAAAGGAGAAUCAACGCUUUUUCUUCUUCCUAUAUAAUUCUCAUGUAUAUGAAUGCGAAUCCAUAUUAGUUUUUCUCCGCAAACAAUCUUUUCGUUUACGAUCAACAUCUUUUAGAAUCCUUCUUGAGCGAAUAAAUUUCUAUGGAAAAAUGGAGCAUCCUGUAGUAGUGUUUAGUAAUGAUUUUCAGACCUUCCUAUGGUUGUUCAAGGAUCCUUUUAUGCAUUAUGUCAGAUAUCAAGGAAAAUCAAUUCUGGCUUCAAAGGGAAGUACUCUUUUGAUGAAUAAAUGGAAAUGGAAUCUUGUAAAUUUAUGGCAAUGUAAUUUUUCCUUGUGGUCUCAACCAGAUAGAAUUAAGAUAAAUAAAUUAUCCAAUCAUUCCCUCGAGCUUUUGAGCUAUCUUGCAAGUGUACGACUUAACCCUUCGGUGGUAAGGAGUCAAAUGAUAGAAAGUACAUUUAUAAUGGAUAUUUGUAUUAAGAAGUUUGAUACCAAAGUCCCAAUUAUUUCUUUGGUUGGGUCGUUGGCUAAAACGAAAUUUUGUAACGUUUCAGGGCAUCCCAUUAGUAAGCCGGCUUGGGCCGAUUUAUCAGAUUCUGAUAUUCUCGAUAGAUUUGGGCGUAUAUGCAGAAAUCUUUCUCGUUAUUACAGCGGAUCUUCAAAAAAAAAGAGUUUGUAUCAAAUAAAGUAUAUACUUCGACUUUCGUGCGCUAGAACUUUGGCUCGUAAACACAAAAGUACUGUACGUGCUUUUUUGAAAAGAUUAGGUUCGGAAUUGUUGGAAGAAUUCUUUACGGAGGAAGAACAAGUUCUCCCUUUGAUCUUCCGAAGCGCUUCUUCUUCCCGGAAGUUCUAUAGAGAAAAGAUUUGGUAUUUAGAUAUUUUUCGUGUCAAUGACCUAGCCAAUCAUUCAUAA
Molecule: messenger RNA, 1527 nt
Organism: Papaver somniferum (opium poppy)
Lineage: Eukaryota; Viridiplantae; Streptophyta; Magnoliopsida; Ranunculales; Papaveraceae
Source: the annotation of a RefSeq genome assembly